CACCACAUUUAUCUCCCCCAAAAAAAAAAAAUUAAAUAAAUACAACUGCAAACCGCAUGGAGGUGUAAUUAGUUUUUUAAAACAUGAUAAAAUCAUUUUAUUUCAAGUUACAACUAUCAUAUCAAUUCUAAUUUUUUUCAUAAACUUAAUUGCUAGACCCGCAUUCUAGAUGGCUCUACUUUCCAGAAUUUAAUUUCAGAUCUGCAAAAGAAUCCAAAAUCUGACCAAAUCCGAAAAUAUAUUGCCAGUAAAUGCUAACAGCUAUGCACUGUGUUUUUUUGGUAAGAAGAUAAAGAACUUACCAUUUUGCAUCUUCAAUUCAUAAAUAACUAUAUAUAUAUACUUGUGUAUGUAUUUUUGCAAAUUUAACUUGAGAAAUUUACCUAUAUUCCUCUACGCAUAAUGAAUAAGAUGAAGCCCCUGCAAGUGCUGCGUCUUCUGUUAUUCUUUUCUAUUCUGUUCUCUGCUUCAUUGAUCUUUUACUGUUUCUCAAACCUAGCUCGAGUAAAUGGCAGAUCGCAGCUUCGCAGAGAUCCAUCUAAUUCAGAAGGGAGAAAGUUGCAGAAAGUGUUGAAGAGAGCAAUCAUGCCUGAUAGAACGGUUAUAAUCGCCAUUGUUAACCAAAAAUGGGCGCAUCCAAGCUCUGUCUUUGAUCUCUUUCUAGAGGGCUUCCGAGUUGGCCUGGGGACCAAAACCUUGUUGAAUCACCUGAUAAUUUUCACCAUGGAUGGCUCGGCAUUUCAAUAUUGCAGGUCCGUGCAUCGCCAUUGCUUGAACCUCGCUACCUACAGAAUCAACUAUGCAACUUGGAAGCCAUUUGAAAAUCUGCAUCACCUCAAACUCGGUUGGAGAAAGAUUGAACUUUUGGGAGAAGUCCUUGAGUUGGGUUACAAUGUCCUUUUCACGGAUGCAGAUGUGAUGUGGUUCAGGAAUCCAUUCCCACACUUUCACAGUGGCGCUGAAAUCAUUACUGCCUCUGAUCCCUGUGCAGAUAAUCAGCAAAGCAAAACCAACAGGGCUGAUGGAGGAUUCUUCUACCUGAAAUCUAAUGCAAUAACUGUAGAGUUCUUUAAAUACUGGAAGACAAAAAGGGUUUUGCAUCCUAACUCCAGUGAUCAACUCAUCUUCGAAACUAUCAAAGAUGAUAUGAUUGGCAAAAUGCUGGGAUUGCGAAUCAUAUAUUUGGACACAGAUUAUUUUGGUAGCUUUUGUCAGUCAAACAAGGAUAUGAGCAAGCUAUGCACCAUGCAUGCCAAAUGCUAUGACAGUAUUGACAGAAAAGUUCAUCACCUCAAGGACAUUCUUGAUGUCUGGAGAAACUCCACCUUACCCUCAUCAGGGGAAAAAAAACAAGGCUUGAAAAUAGCUAAUUCUGCAGCUUCUUCAUAGAAAGUUUCAAGAAAUACAAGUGUCGACUCAAACUUGGUUAGGAGACCAACAAUUUUCCCAAAGGUUUUGCUCUUAGUAGUAGGAAACUUCUACCUGGGUGAUGAAUCUUUGUUUUUUUUUCUUUGUUUUUUUUUUUUUUUUUUUUUGGAUCAAGGUUAUGUGUCUUACUGAGAACCAUGUUUCUGCAUUCCCAAGUAAGAAUUGUAAGAAACUAGCACCUGCCGAGAAAGAAACUCGUUCCCAACUGAGUUAGAAACAAAAGAAAAACAACUUAAGCUUAUACUUACUAUAGUACUUUCUUUGUACAUAAUAUUUAUUUAUACCUAACAAAGACAAUUUGUAAUUGACAUCAAUCUCAAAUAUUUAUUUAUAUUUCACAACUAAGUAAAUAGCGGACCCCAUUUGAUGGGACUUAAGGCUUGGUUUGGUUUGGUUUGGUUAUAUUUAUAUAAAAUAUAUACAUGCUCCCACAAGUGUUCGCAAUCUUGGAAACUCCUAUAUAACCUCACUCCCCUGCCCCCCUCUUCGUGCAACUGAGGUUUACUUCAAAGCAUAAAUUAAUUGGUGUUGUGUAAAACAAUGUGAAGGAAGAUGGGUAGAAUCAUACAUUUCCUGACUGAAGAAAAUCAGGGCAAGAAGUGUUUCCUGGCAAAAGAAAUGGCUUUGAUUGGUAAGCAAGGGUCAAACUCUCAGAGACUAGGAAAAAUUCAUAAACACAAGGUGUAUGUCUAGCAUGUUUCCUGAAAGGUAGUGCUCAAGACAUACAAUCCUGUCAUUUUUUUGAAAUAUUUAUUGACAACAAAAGGCAAAAUUAUAAUACCCUUUCAUGUUGUAGACUUUUGAAACCAUAGGGUUUUCAAUAACACCUCUCCCAGUUUCUUCUUUUAUAUAUGUUCUAUUACCUUCCAACCCACUUUUAGGAAUUAGUAUUAGGUCAAGAAGAAACAUAA
This is a messenger RNA of Camellia sinensis, 2339 nucleotides long. RefSeq lists its product as uncharacterized. The record is from RefSeq and is a predicted model, not a curated record. Lineage: Eukaryota; Viridiplantae; Streptophyta; Magnoliopsida; Ericales; Theaceae.